AUGCCGAUUUGUGUUCAUCGCAAGAUGAAGGUUGCUAGCAAAACUAACGACUCUGCUGGAGAUGGGACUACAACUGCAUCCGUCCUUGCUCGUGAGAUUAUUAAAUUGGGCUUGUUAAGUGUCACUUCUGGUGCCAAUCCUGUUUCAGUAAAGAAAGGAAUUGAUAAAACCGUACAAGGGUUGGUUGAGGAGAUAGAGAAGAAAUCUAGGCCUGUCAAAGGCCGUGAUGACAUUAAGGGAAUGGCUAUUCGACUCCUAUUCACUAGGCUUUAUGUUUGCCUUCCAGCUAUUGCUACUAUUUCUGCUGGAAAUGAUGAGGUCAUUGGGACCAUGAUUGCUGAUGCAAUUGACAAGGUUGGACCUGAUGGCGUGCUGUCUGUUGAGUCAUCUUCUUCCUUUGAGACAACAGUUGACGCAGAAGAGGGGAUGGAGAUUGACAGGGGUUAUAUCUCACCGCAAUUUGUCACCAAUCCUGGAAAAUUAAUUGUUGAAUUCGAGAAUGCAAGAGUACUGGUCACAGAUCAUAAGAUCUCUGCAAUAAAGGAUAUAAUUCCUUUGCUGGAGAAGACCACUCAACUACGAGCUCCUUUGCUUAUUAUUGCCGAAGAUGUCACUGGGGAGGCUCUUGCUACCCUUGUUGUAAACAAGUUGAGAGGCAUUCUCAAUGUUGCUGCCAUCAAAGCACCUCGUUUUGGUGAGAGGAGGAAGGCUCUCCUUCAAGACACUGCAAUUAUGACUGGGGCUGAGUAUCAAGCUAGUGAUCUGGGUUUACUUGUGGAGAAUACUUCUGUUGAGCAGCUUGGUAGCAAGAAAGGAUGUGAUCAGGCUAGGAUCUCACAGCUGAAAAAGGAGUUGGCUGAGACAGAUUCAGUCUAUGACUCCGAGAAACUUGCUGAGAGAAUUGCCAAGUUGUCUGGAGGAGUUGCUGUUAUAAAGGUGGGUGCUGCCACAGAGACUGAACUCGAGGACCGUAAGCUACGAAUUGAAGAUGCCAAGAAUACAACUUUUGCUGCCAUAGAGGAAGGGAUUGUCCCUGGUGGUGGUGCUGCAUUGGUUCAUCUUUCAACUUACGUCCCUGCCAUUAAGGACAAGCUUGAAGAUGCUGAUGAAAGACUUGGUGCUGAUAUUGUACAGAAGGCAGCCAAAAACGAGCGGUCACCACAAGGUGGAAGUAUAGGAUAG
Thlaspi arvense is the source of this 1182-nucleotide messenger RNA. The record is from the annotation of a GenBank genome assembly. NCBI's taxonomy places the organism in Eukaryota, Viridiplantae, Streptophyta, Magnoliopsida, Brassicales, Brassicaceae.